Neohortaea acidophila is the source of this 768-nucleotide messenger RNA. RefSeq lists its product as uncharacterized. NCBI's taxonomy places the organism in Eukaryota, Fungi, Ascomycota, Dothideomycetes, Mycosphaerellales, Teratosphaeriaceae. The record is from RefSeq and is a predicted model, not a curated record. Bases 91 to 573 code for a protein of 160 amino acids. The transcript has 2 exons.
CAAUCCAAGCUUAAAAUCGGUCCGAUUGAGGAUCUUGUGCCCAGCAGAACACGACUUCACUUUGCCCAGCGCUGUGGAAGGAAGUUGCCCAUGCUGUUCGUCGCCCUGUUCUUCGAGAGCAUCUGCUUCCCCACCAUUGUCGCUUUGGGCAUGCGCGGCCUCGGCAAGCACAGCAAAAGCGGCUCCGGCUUGAUCGUUGCGGGUGUCAGUGGCGGGGCCGUUGUGCCGCCUCUUCUUGGAGUCACAGCGGACAUGCGAAGUACCGCUUUUGCUAUGGUGGUACCGCUGUGUUUCUUCCUCUCGGCGUGGACCUACCCUCUUGCCGUCAACUUCAUCCCGCGUACCGCGUCCCGGCCGACAAGUUCUCGACGACUGAAGUCGGCAUCCAGCCCGUUGCCCACUCCGAAAGCAAGGAAGUCGGUAGCUCUGCAAAUGAUGGGUCGGGCAGCGACGUGGAGAAGGGCGAGACUGUCAGGGUGGAAGACACUACAGCGGGGAGCCAUCGAUCACAAAGACUGGACUCGAGGCUUAUCCCUAGGUUAUGGUCACUCCAACCACAUGCAUAGCCGCUAGUACCCAAGUUACUCUCGCAGACGUCGAUCCCAUCACAUCCCUUAAACCGCCGCAUCCCUCUUCGCAAACUCCCUCGCCAACGCCUCAAUACUCUGCACCACGCGCGCAAACUCCUCCCUCUGCUCCCCCUCCACACCCUCCGCACCCUCCGCACCCCCCUCCUCAGCAUUCGCCCACUGGAUGUCAAACGUCGUC